This is a messenger RNA of Rhopalosiphum maidis (corn leaf aphid), 1966 nucleotides long. RefSeq lists its product as uncharacterized. The transcript is spliced from 5 exons. The record is from RefSeq and is a predicted model, not a curated record. Bases 420 to 1958 code for a protein of 512 amino acids. Lineage: Eukaryota; Metazoa; Arthropoda; Insecta; Hemiptera; Aphididae.
UAAAUCUGUACAAGCGUCACGAUAACGAAACAACAACAAUCCAUAUCGUGCCCGAUCAUCGAAGUUGAAAUGUCGUAAAUCCGGAAUUCCGAAAUCAUCACGAAUAACAAUAUGGCGUUUUGUUAUGGUUCACUCUACCGCCCGUCGCCCGUCGGUCGUACACUGCAGUACUGAACGUCUGCACACAACGCAAUACGCGUUACGCGUUGAUGGCACGACGACGUUCGGUCUUCGGUGGUCCACAACUGUCGUCGUCGAUUUUUGUCCCGAACAGCCACGGAUGACGGAUGUACUGACACCCGCACUUCCCGUGCCAGUGGAAACCGUUUAACAAUAAUAUCGACAGCUCGACGACCUACAUUACCACGCGAUUCGCCGUUAGGCGGCUGCGAGCUCGCCUUCAGUCGACGUCGACAACCAUGGAAACCGCCAGCGAAGAAGCUCCUAAACGGGCGUUGGAUGAAGCCGACGACGGUGACGGUACGAAAAAGCUGAAAACUGACGCGGAAGUUCAUCAGUUCUUGCCGACGGUGGAAAAAAUAAGAAAUGUGGAGGAUCCGAUAAAAUGGAGUUUGCUGCCUUCGAUCGUGUACAAUUUGCUCAUGCUAUUCAAGAAAACGGAAAAAUCGAAUUCUGUCGAGGACAAACAAGCGAGCAAACAAGAUAAACUUGAUAAUGGUCUUAAAGUUUUAUCAAAUCAAUAUUAUCAAGAAAAACUUUUAAAUGAUGCCUUCAAACAUGAUCAUUUGAAAGAGGUUGAUAGAUGCAAUAAAAUUAAUAUUAAAGAAUCCAAUUUAAAAGUUCUAAAUACUACAAAAGUUUCCAUCCAAAAUCUGAAUAAAUUAGAAUCCACAUCAAACUAUAUAACAGAAAAUGUUCCAAAAAUAGCACCAUCAAUUACAAAAGCUUUGCCAAUUCAACUGUCUGCAGAGAAUACUGAUGUUCAUAAGGUUGAACAACAAAUAGAUGACAAAUCAAUCAAAACAACUAGUGUUGUCAAGAACAAGCUUACACCUACACACAAUGUUAAUCAUGUAUCUGUAUAUAGGAAAAAUAUUCCUUGUACAGUGCCAUCUACAAAUGAUAUCUCUAAAGCAGUUAUGUCUACAGAAAGUGUUUCUAAUGCAGCUACAUCUGCCAAUAGUAUUUAUAAUACUUCCCUUCUUGCAUCUGGAACUGAUAUUUUUAAUACUUCUUUGUAUACAUCUACAAAUAGUGUUUAUAAUAUUCCUAUUGUUACAUCUAAAAUUAGUAUUCCUAAUACCCCUAUACUUAUUUCUACAGAUAGUAUUUCUAGUACCGCUAUGUUUUCAUCUGCAAAUAACAAUACAAUAAUUGUACCUGAGGAUAGUGUUCAUCAAGUUAUUUCUAGAACAGAAAAUAAUUUUAGAAAGCAAAUAUUUGAGCUUUUAAAUAAAAAUUGUAUUGUUGGUAUUUCAAAAAUACCUUUAACUAAACCAUCUUCAUGUAGUUGUAAGUAUUGUACAACUGUGACUAGCUUAUCGAUAAAACAAUCGGCAGCAUAUAAUCUUUUAUUUGCAUUAAGUGAUAAUUUAAAUCACAAUAAAUCAUAUUAUAAUAUGGAAUUUUCAAAUGUACCAGAUACUAUUGGUUCUAUUUCUGCUACAAACGACUGUUAUUUGAACAAAUCAAAUAUACCACCUUAUAAAUGUGAAAAAUCAUUAAUUAAUACUGAAUCUCCAAAAAAUAUUUGGAUUAAUCAGUUAACUUCUUUGAUCAGUAAAAAUGAUACAUCCAAAAAAUAUCAUAAAACUAAUAAAGUUAAUGCUUCGGUAAAAUUGAACUUGCAAAAUGUUAUUAAUAACGUGCAUAAAGCCACUCGACAAAUUAAAUCACAUCUUUCGUUUUGUAACAAAUGUAAAAGAUCAAAUUUGAAUAAGCCUGGUAAUUGUAAAUGUAAUGUAUCUCUAAGCACAUCUUAUAAGCAUAAUGAGUAAUAUGUAUA